Drosophila mauritiana is the source of this 756-nucleotide messenger RNA. RefSeq lists its product as uncharacterized. The coding region runs from base 1 to 756 and encodes 251 amino acids. The transcript is spliced from 3 exons. Lineage: Eukaryota; Metazoa; Arthropoda; Insecta; Diptera; Drosophilidae. The record is from RefSeq and is a predicted model, not a curated record.
AUGAAUGCGAGAUGUACACUUAUAUUCACUUUGGCCACGCUUUUGGCCAUUGGGAAAACCGCACAUGCCCGCACUUAUUAUUUAAUGGGCGAAGAAGACAAGAUCCAUUUGGAAAAAAUUUUUAGGGAAAUUAAUAAAUUAAAUGAGCUGACAAGAUACACAUAUGCUGCUGCUUAUUCCAUUGCAUCGAACAACUAUGUAAACGAAAGUGCCGCCAGUGUUUCUGAUAUAUUAGAAAUGUUUAAUACAUUUAGGUGGAUUUCGAAGCAUUACAAGAAAAUGAGAAAAUUCGAGUCAGCUGAGUGGGAGAAUUUUACACAACUGAACUUGGCUGAGGCGCAGGUAUUUACUGGAGACAAAGGGAACCUUCAGUCUAUGGAGCAAAUUUACUUGAACUUCUUUGGAAAGGAUGAUCUCAUCAGUCGGAUGGCCUUCUUAAAUCAGAAAUUGCCACUGAUGGACGCCCAGGUAUCCACUAAGUCCUCAGUGCUCUCGAUACCUUACCCAAGUGACAAUCAGUUCAUCGAGUUCACCAACACGGGCUUCAUCCAGGAUGCUGCCCAAAGAACGGUGCCCUUCCUCGAUAUUCAGGACGUUGUAUCGGAGCCGCCGGUUCCACUAACCGGAAUCGGCAUUUACUAUAAGGGUCAAAAUGGCUACGGUGGUUUCUUGGCGCCCCGACUCAUUACGUACGAUUUCACCUCAUAUGUUCAGAUGCCAACAUGGAAAUCAAUGCAUUUCAAGGAUACUGAAUGA